AGAGAGAGAGAGAGAGAGAGAGCAACAAUGUCCACUCCAGUGAGGAAGCCCGGCCGCGACACCGCCGACAUGCUCACUUGGCAAGAAGUCCCCUACUCCCCCGCCACCGCCUCCUCCGCCCAUCGCUCUCACCAGCCGUCGGAUGGGAUCAGCAAGGUGCUCCACGGCGGUCAGAUCACCGAGGAAGAAGCUCUGAGCCUCAACAAGAAGAAGCCUUGCUCGGGUUACAAGAUGAAGGAGAUAACGGGGAGCGGGAUUUUCGCGGGCGAGGGAAAUGCGGAGCCGGAGCAGCAGGCGGGUCGGGUUUACCAGCAGGCGGUCAAUGGGAUCAGUCAAAUCUCGUUCAGCGUGGACGAGCACGUGACUCCGAAGAAGCCGACGAGUAUUCCGGAGGUGGCGAAGCAGAGGGAGCUGAGUGGGACAUUGCAGGCGGAAUUGGACUCCAAGACUCAGAAGGGGGUGUCAAAGUCCAAGACUAGGGAGCUUUGUGGAAAUGACAUCUUUGGCCCUCCACCGGAGAUUGUUCCGCGAUCGGUCAAUGCUGUUGAGACACAUGAGUUUAAGUACAGUCCCAAGGAUUCCGGCGAGCCGGCGGCCAGAAAUGUUCGGACCUCUGUCAAAGUUUCCAAUCCUGCUGGAGGUCAGAGUAAACUCUUGUUCGCUGAGGAUCCUGUUGUCAAGACUUCCAAGAAAAUUCAUAACCAGAAGUUUGCAGAGCUGACAGGCAAUGACAUAUUUAAGGGAGAUGUUUCUCCAGGAUCUGCUGAAAAGCCAAUAAGCACAGCUAAGAUGAGAGAAAUGAGUGGCAGCAACAUCUUUGCUGAUGGGAAGGCGGCAUCAAGAGACUAUCUAGGUGGUGUCCGCAAGCCCCCUGGUGGUGAGAGCAGCAUAUCAUUGGUUUAAGUCAUCAUAAUCUCUAACUGGCCACUUCCCUCUAUUUCAAAUAAAGUGUAUCUCAGAGCGAACUCCGCUUUUGACAUGUAAAACCCUUGCAUGCCCUUGUGAUGAUCAGCAUCCUGAGUUUUGAAGCGGUAGUAGUCAUAUAUUUAUAGAUCAGUAGUGUGAAACUUGUAGACAGAAAAGCAUGAGGUUUAAUCAGGUUAUUACAAGUUUCUUGUAUCAGUUUCAAGUAUCUGUUUACUAAUUACUUGAUCAUGGACCAAUUUCUUUAUAUAUUAGCUUUCUAAUUUAUGCCA
This is a messenger RNA of Argentina anserina (silverweed cinquefoil), 1196 nucleotides long. RefSeq lists its product as uncharacterized. Lineage: Eukaryota; Viridiplantae; Streptophyta; Magnoliopsida; Rosales; Rosaceae. The transcript is spliced from 4 exons. The record is from RefSeq and is a predicted model, not a curated record. The coding region runs from base 28 to 903 and encodes 291 amino acids.